GGAAGCCUGUCGGCUGUGGUUUGGUGGAUUGACUUUUAAAGCAGUAAUGGCCACCGCAAGGCUUGAUUACGUUCCUCCGUGGUGGACAUACUGGCUGCACAAUUUCCCUCACUUCAAUUUCUUUUUCCAAUCGGUCGACAACACUUUCAAACCGGAGGAGGCGAGCUAUCAGCAGUCUUUGAUAUUUCUAGCAUGUGUUGGUGCCGUGGGUCUUGGUCUGAGCCUGCUGGUUCUGGCAAUAUUCCUGGUGUGCUUGUGCUGCUGCCGCAAAGAAAUAGAUGAAGAUACCAAAAGGCCUAAUACCUGCUGUGUCACCUGGGUCGCUGUCAUCACAGGUCUCAUCAUAUGCUCUGCUGUAGGAGUGGGUUUCUAUGGGAACAGUGAGACCAACGACGGGGUGUACCAGCUGACCUACUCACUCUACAAUGCCAAUCACACAUUGGGUGGCAUCAACAAUCUGGUUGCAGGAUCUCUGGCCAGCGUGGAAACUGGACUUAAAGAACACCUUGAACGCCUGGAUGAGAUAUUUGCUAAAAGGGCUGACUACCUCCAAGCGCUGGGCUUCAUGCAGCUGAUGGUCAACAAUGUCAUUCGUGAGCUGACUGGCCUGCCAGACAUCAGCAAAGCCAAUGUUGACUUGGCAGCCAUUGCCGACCAAACGGCUUUCAUUGAGUAUUACAGAUGGCUAACUUACCUGCUGCUGCUCAUCCUGGAUCUGGUCAUCUGCCUGGCCAUGUGCUUGGGGAUGGCAAAACACUCCCAGUGUCUGCUCAUCACGAUCAUGGGUUUUGUUGCGCUGUCUUUGAUCCUGAGCUGGGCCUCGCUAGGAGCUGCUACUGCUACAGCUGUGGGCACGAGUGACUUCUGUGUGUCUCCAGACAAGUUUAUUGUUAACCAAACCAAGGAUUUUCUCAGUGCAGAUGUUGCACACUAUUAUUUGUUCUGCAGGCCGAAUCUACCAAACCCCUUCCAACAGUCUUUGACAAUCUGCCGGCGUUCUCUGACCACCAUGCAAAUCCAGAUCCAGGGCCUGCUGCAGUUCUCUGUGCCCAUCUUUCCUACCGCUGAGAGAGACCUUUUGGGGAUCCAGCGACUGCUAAACUCCACUGAGUUCAGUGUGCACCAGCUAACAGCCUUCCUAGACUGCCGUGGGCUACAUAAGAACUAUCUUGACGCCCUGAUGGGCGUGUGCUACGAUGGGGUGGAAGGGCUCCUCUACCUCUCUUUGUUUUCUCUCCUGGCUGCCUGUGCACUCUCUACCAUGCUGUGUGCAAUUUUCCGAGUGUGGACACUAAUGGGCAGCAGGGAAAAAGAGUAUGACGACAUAGAUGAGGAAGACCCGUUCAACCCCCAAGCACAUCGGAUAUCCUAUAACCCCAGAAGGUCCAACACACACAGUUUCUAUAGCUAUACCAGCAGCCUUGGCAGCCAGGCCAGCCUUCAUCCACCUCCUCAGUCUGCUUCUAAUAUCAUGCAACCCCCUGAAUACAUGAAUCAGUCCAUGCUGUUUGGAGGGACUCCUCGAUAUGAGAACGUGCCACUGAUAGGGAGAGGAUCCCCGCCUCCCUCGUAUUCACCCAGUAUGAGGACCACUUAUCUGUCUAUGACUGACGCCCAGAUCAGACACUUCGGGACUGACUUCCAGGUGUAGCCUGCUGCCUGCCCAGUUGUUUUCAGAGCUUCCAUCUGAGACUCUGGGCUCCAACCAAGAGUGCUGGCUUCAUGGCGUAAUCCUGUUUAAGGGAGUGUUGGCCUGCUGUCCCAAUCUAAGACAUUAGAGCAGGCCAUAUGAGGCAUUUACCUCAGUGACACAUCAUUGCAGUGCUGGGAAAGCCCUGAAUGCAGUUAUGAACAAGGAGAGCCUGUACAGGUUCCCCACAAGACUGUCGUUGUUGUUGUUGUCAUGAUUUAUGGAAAUACUACAGUAUUACUCAAAUGUAAGCAUUUCCAUGAGUCAAAUCAAAAGCCUUUGAAGUGAAUGAAUCAAAAAAAAAAGUUGUGUUUUGUUGUCGUUGUUGUUGCUUUUUCCAAUAUUCUGGUGCCGUGCAUGGACAUAAUCAUUGGUCAGUAUUUUAUUGGGGGGUGAGUGGCUGAAUAUGACUAUGAAACGACUUUCGAUCAUAAUAUUUGGGGGUUUUUUUGUGCGUGUGUUUGGCAGCAUUUUAAUAUCAUCAUUGUUUGGGCCUUUUUGACAUUCUGAAUGGUGCAAUAUGACAUGAAACUGAUCUGUUCAACUUCAUCAUUGUAAUGAAAACGACUACAAACCAAAUGUUGUGGUUUUGUUUGGAACAGCCAAAGAUGCCUUUAAAGUUAAUUCAAAUAGACAUUGAUGAGGGAAAAUUCCCCAGAAUUCAUUAAGCACAAUGUAAUAAAUUUUAACACCCUGGCAUUUAUAAGUGUGCUGUGACUGCCACAGCAAGGAAGACAAUGAAAACAUAAUUAUCAGUACAUCAAAGCAGUUGCUGUGUUAUAAUAAUAUUUCAUUUUGGAAUACGAAAUCCAGUGCCACUACUAACAGUCAGCUGAUAGAAUACGAACUUGAUAUGCAAAAGUUUUAAGUUUGUUGUCAGGUUAAUGUAGCCACUGAGUCUUGUGAAUGAGAAGUCGUAUUUUACAUUAUUGGACAAAUCUGUUGUAUGCUGUUUUACAUGUUGGAUGAUGUAUCAAACGUAACUAAUGUUUGUACAUAAAAGGUUGUAUUUAGA
Molecule: messenger RNA, 2705 nt
Organism: Stegastes partitus (bicolor damselfish)
Lineage: Eukaryota; Metazoa; Chordata; Actinopteri; Pomacentridae
Product: protein tweety homolog 2-like
Exons: 14
Coding region: 47-1651 (534 amino acids)
Cellular component (GO): plasma membrane
Molecular function (GO): intracellularly calcium-gated chloride channel activity; volume-sensitive chloride channel activity
Source: RefSeq, a predicted model, not a curated record